AUGGACUUGCUAAAGGAAUACGACGAUAAUGAAGAAGCUGAAAUAGAAAAGUGUGAAGGGAAAGUGGGGGGAAAUAACAAAUCCAGUAGUAAAAAUACAGUAACUACACUUACCGCGGACACGGAAUGUGUUACAAGGGUGAAUUAUAACGAGGGGGAUGAAGAAGAAAGGCGUAAAACUUUAUGUCCUAUUCCUAUGAGACAAGUAAACUGUGCCCCUUAUGUUGAUACAUACGACAUGGAAAUAAAAAAUUACAAAGAAAAAUUUAAAAAUAUAGAAAAGAAAAUAAUGCUUGAUGAUCCGACCCUUCUUAAUGUACUGAAUAAGCCUCAACAAGGACCAAGCAUAAAUGAAAAUUAUAACUUUUUAAAAAAUGCAUGUAAAAAUCAUUUCACUGGAUGCAUAGAAUCAACAUUUGUAAAUAAAAAUAUGUUCGAUUAUCAGUAUAAUCAAUUUAACUUAACUGGGGUAGCAGAAAACCCAGCCUUAAAAAACUACUAUAAGAAGAAUUACAAAAAUUAUAUAAUAUCAUCGAAUAGAGAUCACGAACUGGUAAACAAUGAGCAGUUAUAUGACAAGAGAUGUAAAAAGAAAAGAGCCAAAAAUGAAAGGGAAAUUGAUAAUUCUCCUGAAAAAUACAAGGGUCCGUGGGAAGAUAGAGGUGUAACAAAUAGCAAAAAAAUGCAAAUGUAUGAAAAAGAAGACACAUUUCGGAACGAUGAAGAAAAUGCAAAAUCCAAAAAUAACAAUGAAAUCGUAAAUCCUGCUACAGAUGAACGUAGAAUGUCAGGAAAAAAGAAUUCAAUCAUGAAAUUAGAAUCAUGUAUUCUUGAAGAAGCAAUUAAUAAAAAUGUUCUAAAGGAAAAAAAUACCCUAUAUAAUGAUAAAGUAGUUUCCACCUUACAUAUAAACGAGGAAGUAAAUGAUUAUUAUAAGAAGUCAUGGUUUGAAAUACCAGGAGAAUAUAAAGAUAGAGAUUUUAUAAUAGAAGAAAAUUUUCCACCAAAGAAAGAAAUUCACACAUAUAAAGGACAUAAAAUGGGUGUUCAGAAAAUUCGAUUUUUUCCCAAAUAUGGAAAUUACAUUUUAUCAGCUUCGCUAGAUCAUACAUUAAAAUUAUGGGGAGUAUAUAAAUCAAAAAGUUGUGUAAGAACAUACAAGGGUCAUUUUAAAGGUGUCAAGGAUGUUCUAUUUGAUAAUGACGGAACAAAUUUUUUAAGUUGUAGUUAUGACAAUAAUGUAAUUUAUUGGGAUACGGAAUAUGGAAAAAUAAAAGGAGUUUAUAAUCAAAAAAAAACACCAUAUUGCUUAUGUUUAAAUCAUGAAGACUCAAACACCUUUCUGGUUGGGGGUGCCAAUAACAAAAUUUGCCACAUUGACUUUCGAACAGGAAAUAUUGAAUUAGAAUAUAAUGAACAUUUGCAAGCAAUAAAUACAAUUACGUUGUGUGAUAAUAAUAAAAAAUUAAUAAGUACAUCUGAUGAUAAGAAAAUUUUUAUUUGGGAGUAUGGCCUACCCGUUGUUGUUAAAUAUAUAUCAGAUGCAUCUAUGUUUUCAAUAACAGCCGUUUCGGUGCAUCCAAGUAGCAACUUUUUUUUAUGUCAGUCUAUGAACAAUGUUAUAACAGUUUAUGAAGCAACAGGGAAAUUUCGAUUAUUUUCGAAAAAAACUUUUAAGGGACAUCACAACAUUGGAUACGCAAUUAAUGUUUCGUGUAGUAAUGAUGGAAAGUAUGUCAUUAGCGGGGAUAGUAAUGGAGGCUUAUUUAUUUGGAAUUGGAAAAAAACGUCAAAUUUUAAAAAUAUGAAAGCGCACACAAAUGUAUGUAUAGAUUGUGCAUGGCACCCGUUUAAGACGUCCAUGUUAGCAACAGCUAGCUGGGACAAUACCCUUAAAUUAUGGGAAUGA
Plasmodium gonderi is the source of this 1908-nucleotide messenger RNA. RefSeq names its product pre-mRNA splicing factor PRP17. Gene Ontology annotation, cellular component: catalytic step 2 spliceosome. Gene Ontology annotation, molecular function: mRNA binding; protein binding. Gene Ontology annotation, biological process: mRNA splicing, via spliceosome. The transcript has a single exon. The coding region runs from base 1 to 1908 and encodes 635 amino acids. The record is from RefSeq and is a predicted model, not a curated record. NCBI's taxonomy places the organism in Eukaryota, Apicomplexa, Aconoidasida, Haemosporida, Plasmodiidae.